Molecule: messenger RNA, 444 nt
Organism: Daucus carota subsp. sativus
Lineage: Eukaryota; Viridiplantae; Streptophyta; Magnoliopsida; Apiales; Apiaceae
Product: putative RING-H2 finger protein ATL69
Exons: 1
Coding region: 1-444 (147 amino acids)
Source: RefSeq, a predicted model, not a curated record
AUGAAGAUUUCAGAAGUAACAUUUGGCACUGGAUUGCCUGCACUUUUUCUUCUCAUCUGUCUUGCUAUUUACACAAGGAAAAAAGUCAAUGACCAUGCUCAGAUCCAACAGCAAAAUCAUGUGCCAGAUGAUAUCCUAACGACGACAAUAGCACAGCAGCUUCCUGUGUCUGCAAUGGGACUAGACAAGCUCACCAUUGAGUCUUAUCCGAUGACAGUAUUGGGCGAGAGCAAGCGAUUGCCUAAGCCUUGUGAUGCCACAUGUGCAAUCUGUUUGUCUGAAUACAAGCCGAGCGAGACACUGAGGACAAUACCAGAAUGCAAUCACUAUUUUCAUUCUGAUUGUAUAGAUGAAUGGCUCCAACUCAAUACCACUUGUCCAGUUUGUAGGAACCUGCAGGAGUCUACAACUCCUAUACCUUCAUCUACUUCGUUGAAUACUUGA